Sclerotinia sclerotiorum 1980 UF-70 is the source of this 2685-nucleotide messenger RNA. RefSeq lists its product as hypothetical. The coding region runs from base 1 to 2685 and encodes 894 amino acids. The transcript has 5 exons. The record is from RefSeq and is a predicted model, not a curated record. Gene Ontology annotation, cellular component: cytosol. Lineage: Eukaryota; Fungi; Ascomycota; Leotiomycetes; Helotiales; Sclerotiniaceae. Gene Ontology annotation, biological process: cytoskeleton organization.
AUGUCUCUUUGGACAAAACCCGCCGUGCCAGAUGCCCCUCCUCCAAAGGGUGUAGCUGAUGUGGCAGAUACUGGUCUUGCAGAUGUAGGUCUGCCUGCACCUGUACCAGUCUCCCAAGCUUCUACCGGUGCUUCUACAGCACGUCCGCAACUUGCGCGGAACCAACCUCAACCUCCUCCACCGCAUCAGCCCCCACCGCCACCUGCACCACAGCAGAUGGUUGGGAAUCCGAACGAUUCGCUCUCCUUAAUGCAACUGAAAAAACUUGUCACCGAAUUUCCAAAGGUCGAUCCUAUGUCAUACACUUUUACAUAUGCCGACACAGCAACAUAUGAAGAAGAGGUGGACGAGUGGUUUUCGUACAACGACGCAGAGUUCAAGAGAUUACACAGAGCGAAGGAUACUUUUCAGAGAAGAUGGAAGAAAUUUUCUGCGAAAACUUGGGCCGAAGCUGAUAGAGAGGAACAGCUGAAGUUCGUGAAUAAGGAAGUUCAGGGUCUACAUGCUACUGAUUUACGAAGGAGAUGCAAAAGCCUACAAACUUUAUUACAUGUUAUACUGGGAAUUUGGGAUGAGAAUGCCGGAAAGAAGGAGGAAUUGGAGAUUAUGCAUUCGAGUGACACAAAAGGGAGAACAAAAGCGGCCCCUUCUCAAGUCGAAAGUAUGAAGGCCGGAGUCUCUCUUCUUUCAGAGAGUGGUGGAAUCGAAAUGAUUUACGGUGUGAUGCAGACCGCUUUCAAGCAUCUAUGGGAUGACGAAUUUCGAGAAACAAAGAUAACGGAAGAUGAUAUACCAUUUGUGCAGGAUGAACUCGACAAUGUCAUGACUAUCUUUUAUUUGACCAUAGAGGGCGUUCGUUGCCAUCCAGAAUCUUUAGAUGUUGCAAAGAAGACUUUACUGGACUUGCAGCCAAGUAUUGUACAUUAUCUAUUGACGAUUUCUGGAAAAUUACGAUGGGACGAGGCAAACGAAUUACCACAAACACGAGUCAGUAUUCCAAGUAUCAGAAAGUCCAUUAGCUUAUUUCCAUAUCCACAGAUCUUCCUCCUCUUCUGGAAAUCCAUAUUGUUUGUUUUUGGAGGCACCGAGGAAAUCGAUAAAGUUAAAAGAGCAACCGAUGAACUGGCCAACACUGGUGGUGAGAAGAUAAUUACCGCCUCACCACUUGACUAUCACAUCUUUCGUCAAGAAAUUACUUCGAAGUAUCCCGCAUACAUCCCUCCAGAACCUUUAAUACCCCUUGAGCCCGAUAAUAACUCAAUACUCCCGCCAUUACCGAAUCGACCAAGCCGAGCCAGCACAACUGGUAUCCUGAAUCCUCCAACAAAUGUCAAUAGCAGUGGAGCUUCAAUCCUUCAUCAGCCAGUUCACAUAGCUACGCCUGCCCCAUCGCCACCUCCUUCACCACCAGUCGGAGGCAAAGCAGGCAAGAAACAAAACUAUCAAACAAAUCAAAACUUCCCAUUUAUGUACCCACCACUUGACAGCACUAGCAAUAGUGCAGGUGGAAAAGGCACAGCAGGGCUACAGGAUCUUCUUGUGGGUCGUAAAUGGGAAGGGAGUGACAUUCCCAAGUCAAUACUAGAAGCCGGUGAACUAUUUGCAGGCAGAAUGCGGAUGACUAGAGCGAUGCGUCAAUUGUGGGAUGAACGAGAACGUUUCUUGAGAUUUGAACGUGGGUGGGAUGACAGAGAUGAUGAGGAUAUUGAAGAGCUUGAUCUCGAUCACAUUUUGGCUGAUGGGCUCAAACCUCAAAAGCUAAGGUCACCAAAAGUAGAAGUUGACUACGGACCACGAAAAGAUAUCAGUGAUGAAGUAAAGGAGAAACUGGACUUGAUAGAGUCUUUCUAUAUGUUCGCCCAUCAAGAGAUAGAUAGAAUCGUGGACAGCAGAAUAGAUCGUGAAGACUUGAGCUUCUUCGCGUUUUGUAACGGUAAUAGUAAACAUGCAUCAGUCACCACCGAAGAAGAAAGUGAAGACGAUGCCGCUCCGCCUCCAAUCAAACUACAGCGGGAUAAUGCCGCAAGCAAUAUCGAUGAUCAACUUCCCGCGCUAUCUUUUCAAGAAGGUCAACAUGCAGCUCGUCGAGAUACAGAAGUCGAUGAACUUGGCAUUCCGACGACUGAGGUUAUUUCGCAACCUAUCACUGAAUUCUCCUGGCGCAACUUUUUCUCAUCUAUAAACUUUCUUCGCAUCAUGCAAAAAAUCUGUAAGAACAAAGCCCAUCGGAAUUUACUACUCGUUCAAUAUAAAUCAUCCAAUAUCCUCAAAAAGUCUUUCAAAAUACCCCAGCCUGAGCUGCGCCUUUAUACUCUCAAAUUGUUCAAAAACCAAGUUCCAUACUGUGGUCGUAAAUGGAGACAGGGAAACAUGAGAGUUAUUACGGCAGUAUACUUACAUUGUAGACCCGAAUUGAGGGAUGACUGGUUGGCAGGUAGUGAUGUGGAUGCUGAAGUUGAGGAAGCAUUGCCACUGGAACAGGCAUUGAGAGCAUUGACACAUUGGUUUAACCUGAGGAGAUAUCCGGAAAGAAUGGGUGCAGAUACCAAGUUAUUGCAAGAAGAACACGAUUUUUUCACUAGAGAGUUGGACGGGAUGGAGAUUGGAUUGGAGGAAAUGAGUAUGGGAAAUGGGGAGGAAAGUAUGGAUGGCAGCAUGUGGGGCGACGGGAGUAGCGGUUGGUGA